UUUGUAGGUCUUCAAACGAGAAAAAGUAGAUAUGUUUCUUAUCAUAGUUACAUUCGUUUCAUUACAUACGUUAUUUUCCAUAAUUACAAACAGGAUGUGAUAACGCGGUAAUCAAGUACCUAAUAUAAACCACUUUAAUAGAUAAGAAACAUUUGAGUCGAUUUAUGAUCGGUUAAAUUCUUAUAUUUAAGACCAUUUUAUGUAAGGUCAUAAAUCAAUCAUAAAACCACAUUAAUAUCUUAAGGCUAUUGUCAAUGCUAAUUAAAAUAGCGACAUAAGGGAUUAUUUAUAAAUAUUUUGUUUAAAAAAUACUAGCAAUAUACAGCAUAUCAAAUAUGCCAAGUAUCUAACACUGUAAGAGAAUCUUGUUUUUUUUACUGUAUGUCACGAUAUAUGUAAAAAUAUUUAGAGAAAAUUUUCCCGAUCAAAUUUUCUUCGUUUUCUUCAAUAUAAUUUUUAUGAUAGAACGAAACGUAUCGAAUUUUACUUUGGAUUAUAAGAAUGUAAAAUAGUCAAAAAAUUAUAAACAAUAAUUAACCAAUAAUUCCAUAGAAAGAAGGUAGUCAUGCCAUUUAAUAUGCUACUUCCUUGUAAUUUCUUAAAUCUGCAGCGCAACUCAUGAACAAAAUGAUAUCCGUAUAAACACUGAAUGUAAUGAGAGAGAGAGAGAGAGAGAGAGAGAGAGAGAGAGAGAGAAAGAAGGAGAGACGAAUGUAGUACCAAAAGUAAAUUAGAUUACUUUUUAUAAUAAACAGUUAUGGGUGAUUAAACUUUGAUUAAUUUAAUCAAUAAUUAAUUUAAUUAGCAGAAUUAUUUAUAUCAAAAUUUUUACCUGCAUAAUUUCCUUAUCUUUCUUCCCAUGGAUAACAAAUUAAUUGUCAUAAUUAAGUAAAUCGAAAUUUAUUUGAAGUUUUCGCUCUAUAUCACGGAGCAAUUAUCAAAAUACAAAUCGAAUUAUUUGCACGUGCCGAGUAUGUCUGCCGAUUGUCUAUUAACACACAAUUAAGGAUAAUUAUGAAAAUAACAUGCCUUGACGGACAAAUAUGACGAUACAGAUACCUCGGAUGUUAAAAACAGUGAUUAGAAGUUGCGUGUAUAAUCUCGGGCCAGCAUUAAAAUAAUAGCGUUGAUGUAAUGAGGGUAAAGGAAGAAAGAAAAAAAGAAGUUGCAAUGCAUAAAUACAGCUGCGUACAUGAUACCUUAGUUUAUUCCACUUCUGUAUAACCUGUGAAAAUUGUUGCGUUCGCAUUGAAAAUUUCGUAUUUUACUCGACGAGCAGCUGCGAAAUGGCACUCAUAACGGCUUACUGGGGCCUGGAUGGCAUAAUAAUUCUUAUGACCCUCAUGAUAACUGUAUAUCUUUACAUGACGCGUAAAUUCAAGUAUUGGAAGAAGCGAGGCAUUUUGGAAAUAGCUCCAACGCCUUUUUUUGGCAAUUUCAAGGAGUGUCUAUUCCUGAGAAAAGCCCCGGCAUAUUUCCUAAAAGAACUCUACGAAGAAACGAAGGAACCUUACAUGGGCUUCUACGUGUUGGAUAAACCCUUCCUGCUGGUCCGCGAUCGAGAACUCGUCAAAAACAUUUUAGUGAAAGAUUUCAGUAAUUUCGCCGACCGAUACACAAUGGCGGAUCCGAACGAUCGCAUAGGUUACGCAAAUCUCUUUUUUAUGAAAAAUCCAACCUGGAAGACGAUAAGAACGAAACUCACGCCAUUCUUCACGUCUGGCAAAAUGAAGAAAAUGUUCGAUUUGAUGACAGUAUGUGUAAAGAAUUUAGACGAAUAUAUUGAUUCAUUACAAUUGGAAGGUAAUGGAAAGACGAUAGAAGUGAGAGAUUUAACCGCCCGAUUUACCACGGACAUAAUCGGCAGCACCGCUUACGGGCUCGACGUAAAUUCGUUUAAAAAUCCAAACGCGGAGUUUCGCAAAUACGGCAAGAUGAUAUUUGACUAUGAUUCGGUUCGCAGCUUUGAGCUGCUCUCGAUAUUUUUCCUCCCAACUCUAGUCCGUUUGGCACGUGUGAAGAUGUUCGGCAAAGAACCGACCGACUUUAUGCGUAGAGUUUUUUGGGAGACCCUCGCCCAGCGUACGGAAUCUGGCGUGAAGAGGAACGAUCUCAUCGAUAUCCUAAUCGAACUUAAAAAUAAUAAUAACAUUCAGGAGCAUAAAGAUUUCACAUUCGAUGGUGAUGAUCUUUUGGCACAAGCAGCCAGUUUCUUCUCGGCUGGUUUUGAAACUUCUUCAACGACUACGGCGUUUGCAUUGUACGAACUCGCGAUGCAACCUGAAUUACAAAACAUUCUGCGAAAAGAACUUCUCGAGGCACUCGAGAAAUCCAAUGGAAAAAUUACAUACGAUAUGGUAUGGUCAUUACCAUAUCUCGAUAUGGUGAUCUCUGAAACCUUGAGAAUGUAUCCGCCAUUGGGCUAUCUAAAUCGCGUGGCUAAAGAGACGUAUAAAGUGCCUGAAUUCAAUCUCGUAAUUGAGAAGGAUACACCAGUAUACAUCUCAAUGCUUGGCUUACAUUAUGACCCGGAAUAUUUUCCCAAUCCCAAUAAGUUCGAUCCAGAGCGAUUUAAUGAAGAAAAUAAACGUAACAGACCGGCAUGCGUCUAUUUCCCAUUUGGAGAAGGUCCACAUGCAUGUAUAGGCAAUCGCUUCGGACUCUUGCAAACAAAACUAGCACUGUUUAAGAUCUUGAGCAAAUGCGAAGUGACAACGUGCAAAGAGACUAUGAUACCAGUGCAAAUUGAUCCAAGAGGAGCUAUGACAGUGCCGUUAAACGGUGUAAUAUAUCUCAAUUUCCGAAAAACUAAUAUCAAUGCUAUUUAAAAUUUAGCACAAUUUUAUAUUUUAAGCCAUAAAAUAUAUAUAAUUAAUCCCUUUACUUUAAAU
Messenger RNA from Wasmannia auropunctata (little fire ant), 2891 nucleotides. RefSeq names its product cytochrome P450 6k1-like. The transcript has 6 exons. The record is from RefSeq and is a predicted model, not a curated record. Lineage: Eukaryota; Metazoa; Arthropoda; Insecta; Hymenoptera; Formicidae. Bases 1287 to 2828 code for a protein of 513 amino acids. Gene Ontology annotation, molecular function: heme binding; iron ion binding; monooxygenase activity.